Messenger RNA from Cucurbitaria berberidis CBS 394.84, 372 nucleotides. RefSeq lists its product as uncharacterized. Lineage: Eukaryota; Fungi; Ascomycota; Dothideomycetes; Pleosporales; Cucurbitariaceae. The coding region runs from base 1 to 372 and encodes 123 amino acids. The transcript has a single exon. The record is from RefSeq and is a predicted model, not a curated record.
AUGCGCUCUUUCCAGCAGGUCGUCUUCUUCCUUUUCGCGCUCGUCGCGUUUGCGUUUGCCCAGGGCACUGCCUCUGACGCCGCCUAUGAUGCCACCGUCUACAUCACCUCGACUGUCUACCGCGUCAACACCGUCACCCGGUCCGGCUCUGCCACUGCCAGCGUCGCCAACCAGACGUCGACCAUCUCUGCCGUCCACCCGACCUACCAUGCCGGCAACGCCACUGUCAUCGCACCCACCGGCACUGGCUCUCACGCCAAUGUCACCCAGGCCAAGCCCAGCCAGCCCCAGUUCACUGGCGCCGCCUCUUCGCUGAACGCGAAUGCCUUCGUCGCAGCGCUCGCUGCUGGCGUUGUCUACCUUGUGCUCUAA